This is a messenger RNA of Phoenix dactylifera (date palm), 396 nucleotides long. Lineage: Eukaryota; Viridiplantae; Streptophyta; Magnoliopsida; Arecales; Arecaceae. The record is from RefSeq and is a predicted model, not a curated record.
AUGGGUCGUCGGAAGAUCCCCAUCGAGAUCAUCGACAAAAAAACUGCGAGAGACAUCUGCUUCUCCAAGCGACGGAAGGGUCUCUUCUCCGAAGCAAAGAAGCUUGUUCGUGCAGGCAGUGGAAUCGCCAUCCUCAUCUUCUCCAAAGUUGGUAACGUAUUCAGUUUCAGCCAUCCUACCAUACAAUCUAUUGCCGAUCGCUUCCUUAGCGUAGAAAACAGCAAAGAUGGAUCAUCGGAUAAUGAUAAGUUUCAUGGCAACGCUGACAUCGUGGCUCGGGGGUCGGACGCUGCAAGUGGAGGUCUUACCAGGUCUUCUGGAGAAGGUGAAUCGUCAACUAAAGGCGAUGAAUUAGAUGGCGGCGAUGCCAUCAGGCAGGAAAGACGGAUCAUCUGA